Molecule: messenger RNA, 915 nt
Organism: Striga hermonthica
Lineage: Eukaryota; Viridiplantae; Streptophyta; Magnoliopsida; Lamiales; Orobanchaceae
Source: the annotation of a GenBank genome assembly
AUGGCAACGGGUGAGACCAACGUGGCAAUAGAGGCAACAGCAACAGAGGCAACAACAACAGAGGCAACAGCAACAAAUUCAGUUGUUCUCAAGCGAAAUUCAGAUGAUGUAGGAUGGAAGUAUGGGGCGCUAGUUGAUCCUCUGAACAAGGAGAAGGUCCGGUGCUUGUUUUGUGGCCAUACUAGCUCAGGAGGGAUUUGCCGUCUGAAACAACAUGUAGCACAUGUUGGGACUUCGGUGGUUAAGUGUACGAAACAAACCGAGGACGCUAAAACAGCAUGUAAGAAGUCACUUGAGGAGGCAACAAGGAAGAGAAAGGAGAAGACUGCUCGUGAUCUAAAUCUGAGAGAAGAAGUGAAUGUUUCUAGAGUUGGAGAGCAGGAGCAGGAUGAGGUAACUUGUGUUGGAAGCCAAGUUGCAAGCUCGGAGCCUCACAAAUUAGGCCCGAUUGAUAAGUGGACAAGGGCAAUUGAUCCUAAAGCUACACAGGCUGAAUCUUUAAAGCAACAAAAGAUCAACAAGGAACUUUGGAAGCAAAGAACACAUGAGGUUCAACAAUACAUUGCAAGAUGGAUGUAUAUACAUGCGAUACCAUUCAACGCCGUCAACAAUGAUGAAUUCAUGCAAAUGUGUGAAGCUAUCGGGCAAUUUGGCCCUGGUUUGCAGCCACCUUCUCAAGACCACCUAAGGGGAGUUCUUUUGAGUGAGGAAUAUGAAAGAACCAAGAGUUUGGUUAAGGAACAUGAUGCUGAAAAGAUAAAGAAUGUAUCCUUCCCAACUUCUGUCCGCGACCCAGCAGACGUGAAGCCCGUUCCUCUCGCGCGCAGUCUAGGUGAGGAGAAAGUCCAGCAGCGAUGCGCACGGCCCAACACCACCAACCCAAUCCGCAAAGCAGCCCGUCAGGAGCAGCAAUAA